AUGUCGGAACAGAACAGCACCAGUGAUGGGGAUGCGGAUCCCCAUCACAGCAUGUCUAUGCUGUUGCUACUUGUGCUGGUCUUCUUCAUCAUGGGACUUGUGGGGUUCCUGAUCUGCCAUGUCCUGAAGAAAAAGGGCUAUCGCUGCCGGACCUUUCGCGAUGAGCUAGACCUGGAGCACAAGGAGGUGCUGACGGAGCUGCAGGCCAACGAAGAGGAGGAGCUGAAUGAGGACACAGUGGAGAAGAUAGUGAGAUGUAUCAUUCAGAAUGAAGCAAAUGUGGAGGCCCUGAAGGAGAUGCUGGGGGAUGGUGAAGGGGAUGUGCCAGUGCCCAUGCUCAGCCUUUGUCCACAUCGUAACAGCCAGGAUGGGGGCCUGCCACAUCACCACACAGUGCACCUUGGCUCCACACAGGCACCAUGCAUUCACUGCAGCAAGAGGAAGAGGCCCCCACUGCACCGCCAAGGCAGAUCCAAGGACGGCAAAGGCAAGAUGCACCCUAGAGAGACCACGGUCUUCUCCGUGGGCAGGUUUCAUGUGACCCACAUUGAGAAGAAGCCCAUUUUCCCGGAGCAGCAGGAUGUGUCGCUUCCUGAUGGCAGCAAGGAAGCUGGUGACAGAGACCUGGCAGCCCACAGCAAUGAACAGCUCCAUCAGGAGGAUCUGCAAAAUGGAACCAUCCAGACAGAGGGUUGUCCAAAUGGAACAGGCCAAGGGGAGGAUCCUCCCAAUGCACCAGUCAAGGCAAAUACUCCCACCAAUGGGCCAGUGGGGAAGAGGUUCGGUAAGACAGGCUCGCUGCAGGACCUUGACCUCCAAGACCUUGCCCCAGGGAAUGGACGUGACCAAAGCAAGGGGGAGGGGCUUCAGACCCCAGCACCCUGUGCUCCUGGAGUCCCUGCAGACUUGCAGGAGGAGGUGAAAUGGGCUGAGCCACACAAUGCCCUGCAGGAGGAGGCUGUGCCAGGGGCAGCUAAUGAAACGGCAGAAGUUAAAGGGAGCCAAGGUGUGCAAGAAGGAGCCCGAGCUGCCAUGGCAGGAAACAAGGAUGCCAACAGGAAAGAAUCCAGAGUGGAGGACAUAGGGCAACAGAUUUGGUUCAAGUAG
Molecule: messenger RNA, 1107 nt
Organism: Emys orbicularis (European pond turtle)
Lineage: Eukaryota; Metazoa; Chordata; Testudines; Emydidae
Gene: RELL2
Product: RELT like 2
Exons: 6
Coding region: 1-1107 (368 amino acids)
Biological process (GO): positive regulation of p38MAPK cascade; positive regulation of cell-substrate adhesion
Source: RefSeq, a predicted model, not a curated record